Messenger RNA from Amaranthus tricolor (Joseph's coat), 5054 nucleotides. RefSeq names its product pentatricopeptide repeat-containing protein At5g61400. The record is from RefSeq and is a predicted model, not a curated record. Bases 334 to 2307 code for a protein of 657 amino acids. Gene Ontology annotation, molecular function: protein binding. Lineage: Eukaryota; Viridiplantae; Streptophyta; Magnoliopsida; Caryophyllales; Amaranthaceae. The transcript is spliced from 2 exons.
UUUAACUCAUUCAAGAUUCAACCCAUUUGAUUCAAUUAUUAUUGCCGAUUAAAUUAAAUUUCGUUAUCUUUGAAGAAUUUCCAAAACAUUUAAAAAAUAUAUUUCAUGAUGAAUAAACCUAAUUUCCUCCAUUUGUAUGUCAAGUUGUCAACUUCAAACUCCCAAAUCCCAGCAGCAUUUCCCCUUCUUUCUUACAGAACAUUUCGUUGAGGUAAUUCUCACUUACCCAUCUUUCAAUUAGAUUUUACAUGCUAAAAACCCAUAAAUUGUAUGAUCCCAUCUCAGAUAUUUCAUACUGGAGUUGGGUAAUUUGUUUGUUUUCAGUUUGAGCAAAUGUUGAGGGUUUUUUUACGACAGAGGACUCCAUUUUAUAUCAAUAGACUACCUUUAGCAUGUCUAAACACUACCAAAUGUUGUUGUUCUUGUACUUCAUCAUCAAAUGAUUACAUGUCUAAGAUAAUUACUACAAUAUUGGAUAGCAAAACCCCUGAUCAAGCACUUUAUUACUUCAAUUCAGUUUCCUUUUCGAUCAAUGUAGCUAAGAAUCGACGAGUUCAUGCAGCUGUUGUUCAUGUAUUAAGCAGGGCCAAAUGGUACUUGCAGGCAAGGUGUUUGUUAAAAUGCCUAAUCCAGGAUCUCCUUAAAUUUUGCCCGUUGCCUCGUGUUUGUUCCAUUGUUUUCAAGGACUUGAAUCGAGUCGAUGACGGGUCUAAAUUUGAUAUUAAUGUGUUUAGUGUGUUCAUAACCGCAUUAGCUGAAUUGGGUUUUGUUGAUCAAGCGAUUUGGGUUUUUUAUAAAAUAGAAGGAUUGCCUGCUAUUCAGGCGUGUAAUGCGCUAUUGAAUGUAUUAGUUAAGGCAGCUAGAUUUGAUUCCUUUUGGAAAAUUUAUAAUGAGAUGAUUCAAAAGAGGUUUGUUCCUAAUGUUAUUACUUACAGUAUUUUGAUUGAUGCCAGUUGCAGUGAAGGGAAUUUAGGAAAAUCGCGUGAGUUGUUUGAUGAAAUGGUAGAAAAAGGGUUCAAAACAACUGUUGUUAGCUACACGAGCUUGAUUCGUGGUUUGUGUAAUGAGGGUAGGUUGUUAGAAGGGGAGCAUUUGUUUAAGGUGAUGAAAAAAUCUGGUGUGAAUCCAAAUUUAUACACUUACAAUGUUCUGAUGAAUGGAUACUGUAAAAUAGGUGACUUUCGUCGUGUUGUGGGAUUGUAUAAGGAAAUGCUAAAUUCUAGCUUGGUGCCUAAUAUUGUUACAUUUGGAAUUUUGAUUAAUGGUUUUUGCACAGAUGGUAAAGUGGAGAUUGCUAGAAGUCUCUUUUCUUAUAUGAUAAAGAGUGGUGUUCCUCCCAAUGUAAUUGUGUACAAUAGUUUGAUGGAUGGGCUCUCCAAGGCUGGAUAUAUCUCUGAAUCCCUGGCCAUGUAUCAGGAGAUGGAAAUUUUUAGUAUUCUUCCUGAUGUUUAUACUUAUAACAUUCUUAUCAAAGGUUUAUGUGAAGUAGGGAGGAUAGCAGAAGCAAGUGAUUUACUUCCUAAGAUGAAAAAUGAAGGAGUUUUUGCGAAUUCUGUGACGUAUAAUUCUCUAAUUAGUGGGCAUUGCAUACAAGGAGACAUGGAGAAAGCUCUGUUACUUUGUUCACAAAUGAUAGAAGAAGGCAUUGAACCUAAUGCCGUCACCUUCACUACACUUAUAGAUGGAUAUUGUCUAAAAGGGGAUUUGGAUUCUGCAAAGGGUGUAUAUUCAGAAAUGUCCGUUAAAGGGAUUUCGUCCAAUGUCGUAACUUAUACAAUUUUAAUCAAAGGGCAUUUCAAAAACGGAGACACGAAAGGUGCUCUUAGGAUGUACAAAGAAAUGCAAGAGGAAGGGCUCAUACCUAAUGCUUACACAAUGAGUUCUCUUAUUAAUGGGUUGUGCAAAGAUGGGCUUGUUAAUGAUGCACUUAAUAUUUUUCUGAAAUCUACAUUUUAUGAAAGUGGUCUAGAUCAAAUUGACCCGGGAGCUAGUCCUUUCAAUCAUGUAGCCUUUACAGCUCUUAUACAAGGUCUUUGUAAUGAAGGACGAAUACUUAGAGCUAGUAAGCUAUUUUCUAGUAUGAGAUCUUAUGGUAUAAGAGCUGAUGUAGUCACGUACAUAGUCAUUAUUCAGGGUCAUUCUCGAGCUCAGAAUGUCCAAAACUUAUGCAUGCUGCACGCAGAUAUGCUCAAAUUAGGUCUUUUGCCUGACACUGCUGUAUAUCCAAUCUUACACAGGGCUUAUGUAGACGUUGGCGAUAUCAAAUCACUUUCAGCAUCUACUGGACUUAGGUGUUGUGUAGUCUAAGUGGAUGCUGCCGCAACAGUGGGAUCAUUGUCGGGUAAUACAAAGCAACAUGAAUUUUGUGAAUGAGGACUUGUAAAUUGGGAACUUGUUUCUCUCUCUGAAGAUCCUGGGUAAUUGAAGCUAACAGGGUGAAAGUCAUCCCUUGCUGAGUAUUGACAUGUUUUUGUGUCGGAUGAUUUAUCAUUUACACUGCCUAGCCCCAUGUUUUUUUUCGACUGGAUGGUACGUAUUGCUCAUGUCGAUUACAACCCAACUGUUUAUAUUGUAUUAUUGUUUAUAUUUUGUUUUUUUUCGAAAUUGGGGAUUAUGAACUACUUAUGAUUCCAUCAUCUCAUUUGAUAGGUGUGCUUGGUUUCUUUCCAUGUGCAUGGUUUGAUAGACAUUCUUGACAAAGAAACAAAGAAAUGUUGUGUUUUGGCUGACAAGUUUUGCAUCACACUUUAUUGUUGAACUAGGUAUAUCUUAAUCUGUGUUGGCAUGUGAAAUAAGCUCAAGGCUGGAGUAUUGUCCAAAACUUCUGUGCCUCAACAAAGACUAUAGAGAGUGGAAGUACUUCUAUACAAUUAAAGUUUUUUCAAUUCAUACGGUGCUAAAUCGGAGGCCUUUGUUAAGUAAUGUGUAAGGAAUCAACUAUAUGAGUAUAUUAAUAUUUUUCAGAAAGGGAAGUUUCCAGAUACAAGCAGUUACUAUUUCUUGAAUAUUCUCUGAGAAUGAUAAAAUAACGCACCCCACUUCGAGAGGAGGAUCUCUCCAAAAUGAGUAAACUCAAUAACAAACUUUUUGAUACCCAUUACAGUGCAAGCAUCCAGUAUUUAAGCAAAACAGAAAUAACAAACUGCUGACAUCACUAACAAAAAUAAUGAUAUCAUAAUAUAUUCAAAAUAUUAAUUAAUUAAUUCUUAGCUGUCCUCUUCCUUGUGUACGUGAAUACGAUCGGUGGUUUAUUGGGCUGACCCCAUUGAGUCCUUGCAUCACCUCCGCCACAAAGAGCCACCUUGUCCUCAAGGUGAAAGUCAGGAAAACGAGCAUCCAAGGAAGCAUAAUCCUCCCAAGUGGCCUCAAAUUCUGGCACUUCCGCGGUCGCAACUCCUCCGAUCGAUUCAUUACGAACUCCCAAUACCUCCUCUGGUUCAGCCACCAAGAUCAUAUCCUCAGUCAGUUGAGUAGGAAUAGUAGGGUUUACCUGAGCAGAACCUACGGCUUUCUUGAGCUGUGAGAUGUGGAAAACUGGGUGUAUCUUGGCUUCUAGAGGUAAUGCUAAUUUAUAGGCAACCUUCCCCACUCUCUCCAAUACUUCAAAGGGUCCAAAGUAACGAGCAGCCAACUUUUCAUGUAGCCUGGUAACCACCGAUUUUUGGCGGUAAGGUUGUAAUUUCAGGAACACAAGAUCCCCCACUGCGAAUUCCAUAUCCCUUCUUUUAGCAUCAGCUUGUUUUUUCAUGAUUUGCUGAGCUCGUAGUAAGUGAGCCUUCAAAUCAUCGAGUAUGGCAUCCCGUUCCUGCAACUGUUCUUCAAGAGAUGAAUUUGCAGUACUACCCUUCUCAAAACGGAUCAAUACAGGAGGAUCUCGCCCAUAUAGGGCUUUGAAAGGAGUACAUGAUAUUGAGUUGUGAUGGGAAGUGUUAUACCAGUAUUCUGCCCAGUCCAGCCAUUUACUCCAGCCUUUAGGCUUAUCUCCAACGAAGCACCUCAGAUACGUUUCAACUCCCUUAUUCACCACUUCGCUCUGACCAUCCGUUUGUGGGUGGUACGCUGUACUCCUUUUCAAGUGAGUGCCUUGAAGGCGAAAUAACCCCUUCCAAAAGUGACUCAUGAAAAUUUUAUCGCGAUCAGAUACGAUAGUAGAAGGAAAACCAUGUAAUCUGACAAUCUCAUGGAUAAAUACUGCUGCCACUCCUUGGGCCGUAAACGGAUGCUUAAGAGGAAUGAAAUGAGCAUAUUUAGAUAGACGAUCCACCACUACUAAUAUCGUAUCGUAACCAUGGGAUUUUGGCAGCUUCUCAAUAAAAUCCAUCGUUAGGUCUUCCCAAACCUGAGAUGGGAUAGGUAGAGGUUGUAGUAAUCCUGCUGGGCUGAGGGUUGAGUGUUUGUUGCGCUGGCAAAUAAUACAGGAGGAUAUAUAUUUCGAUACACAACGCCGCAUUCCCGGCCAAUACCAUUCUCUAGCCAAACGUUGAUAUGUUUUAAAAUCCCCAGAGUGACCACCAAUGACUGAGUCAUGAUAUUCUGCCAACAAUUUAGUGACUAAAUGCGAGUUACCAGGAAUAACCAACCUCCCCUUGUAUUUAAGAUUUCUAUGCUCAAUAUUAUAGCCUUUAGGUAUCGUUUCCCCUAGUUGAAUGGCAUGAACCAAUUGCUGAAUAAAUGGGUCCUUGUGCAGCUCCUUUUGAAAUUCUUCCCAUUUGAUUCCUCCAGCUGAAAUGAGGGCGUUGCAAUCAAUUUCGGGCUGUUCCUUACGUGACAACGCAUCGGCCACCUUGUUAUGAGCCCCCGGUUUAUACUGGAUUUCAAAUUCAUACCUCAUUAAUUUACUCAUCCAUCUUUGAUACUCCGAUCCCACUUCUUUCUGAGCCAUAAGAAACCUGAGACUUUGUUGAUCUGUGCGAAUAAUGAACUUCCUUCCCAGAAGAUACUGGCGCCAUUUCAUUACUGACAGGACGAUUGCCAUCAGCUCCUUCUCAUAUAUUGAUUUUUGCCGAGCUCGUUGCCCUAAGACUUUGCUGAAGAAGGCUAAGGGAUGAUCUAAU